Molecule: messenger RNA, 1518 nt
Organism: Colletotrichum abscissum
Lineage: Eukaryota; Fungi; Ascomycota; Sordariomycetes; Glomerellales; Glomerellaceae
Product: FAD binding domain-containing protein
Exons: 1
Coding region: 1-1518 (505 amino acids)
Molecular function (GO): FAD binding; oxidoreductase activity
Source: RefSeq, a predicted model, not a curated record
AUGGAUUCCACAUUCUCUCUUAGACGCUUAGCCGUCGCUACACUCCUUUGUGCUUCUCCCGCUCUCGUCAGCGCGCAGGCCGAGAACAAGGCCGCCGCUCUUCAGUCUUGCUUGACGACCGCCGGUGUCCGCAACGUCAUCAGCACCGAUGCCACCUGGGCAGAUGAGACCACCGGCUUCCAGAAGCGUAUCAAGGUCGACCCGGCCGCCAUCUCCUUCCCCGAGAACAAGGACCAAGUCGCCCUGUCUCUUGACUGCGCCCGGAAUGCUUCCACUUCAGCGUCUCCCCUCGGCGCCGCCCACUCCUUCCAGGCCUACGGCUUCGGAAACCCAGGCAGUCUGGUGAUUAGCAUGGCUGCUUUCAACUCCGUCUCUUUUGACGCUGCCACCAACCGUCUCACCUACGGCGGUGGUACCCACGUUGGCCCCGUCCUCAAGUACCUCUGGGACAACCACGGCCGUCACUUCCCCCACGUCCGAGGUGCUCACGUCGGUCUCGCUGGCUCCAGCAUCGGUGGCGGAUACGGUUCUUCUUCCCGCCACCUUGGUACUCCCAUGGACAACCUCGAGUCUGUCGAGUACAUGCUGUACAACGGCACCAUCGUCAACGCCGCUAAGGGCUCUGACCUCUUCUGGGCUGCUCAGGGUGCCGGUGCCUCCUACGGUGUCCUUCUCUCUGUGACCACCAACACCCACAAGCCCCUUUUUGAGACCGCCGUCAACUUCACCAUUAACGGCGGCCAACUCGACUCCACGGCCGCUGCCAAGGCCGUCAUCGCCAUUCAGGACUUCUCCCUCUCCAAGGACUGCCCUGAUGAGCUCGCUCUCCGCUGGUCCCUGAGCGGCCCCCCCUACACCGGCACUGGCUACUUCUACGGCAAUCCUGCCGACUUUGACACCGUCAUCGCGCCUCUUGUCACCGCUCUUAAGGCCAUCGGCAGCAACGCCACCGUCGCGAAGACCGAGCUCCCCUUCUGGGACAUGGAGGUCGCCGUCGCCGGCGCAGGCAUGAACCAGCCCAACGGCGGUACCCUCGGUGGCCGCUCUUUCUACACCCAGGCCCUGACCAUCACCACCGACCACCCCUUGACCGAGGCUCAGGCCAAGACCCUCUACGAGAGCACCACCAUCGCCUUCAACCGCACCGACCUCCGCAAGUCCGGCUUCCUCGACCUCUGGGGCGGCGUCUCUCGCGACAUCGCCGAUGCCGACACCGCCUACGCCCACGGCAAGAACCUUUGGCUCAUCCGCUGGGAGGCCAACUCCGUUGAUGCUACCUCCUACCCUGCUGACGGCACCACCUACAUGAAGGGACUCAUCAAGCCCUUCGAGGAUGCUCUCGUUGCCGGAGGCGCUCCCCUCCGUGGCUUCGUCAACUAUGCCGAUACCGAGCUCUCCGAGGCCGAGUGGAGCUCCCGUCUCUACGGCUCCAACUUUGACCGUCUCAAGCAGCUCAAGACUGUCUACGACCCUGAGGGUGUCUUUGUCAACCACAAGCAGGCUAUCCCCCUUCCUUGA